This is a messenger RNA of Benincasa hispida (wax gourd), 3784 nucleotides long. RefSeq names its product phosphatidylinositol 4-phosphate 5-kinase 2-like. Gene Ontology annotation, biological process: phosphatidylinositol phosphate biosynthetic process. The record is from RefSeq and is a predicted model, not a curated record. Gene Ontology annotation, molecular function: 1-phosphatidylinositol-4-phosphate 5-kinase activity; ATP binding. Gene Ontology annotation, cellular component: plasma membrane. NCBI's taxonomy places the organism in Eukaryota, Viridiplantae, Streptophyta, Magnoliopsida, Cucurbitales, Cucurbitaceae.
GUCUAAUUAAGAAAUUCUCAAUCCCUCUGUUUUCUUUACUUUUUCUUCUCUACAGUUUCUCUCUGCUUUCUAUUUCGGCUAUGAGGAUGAAGCUUGUGUGACAGUGUUGGAUUCCUUCAAUUUUUUCUCUAACCCACUGCUAGAGGAACAGUGAGGAGGAAAUUUUCAGAGAGAAAAUAAAAGGGAUAAAAGCAGCUCAAAAAGUGAAAACACAAACACAGACAGAGAGAGAUAUACGCCGGAGAUGCUCUUGCAGCGUCUGAAACACGGCGAAGUAUCUUCAAGCGGGACGAAACUGAAUAACCCAGGUGAAGAAAUGCAGUGCUGAACGUUGGUGAGAGUGAGGGGGAGGAGAAAAAUGCGAGAGGGACUGUUAUGUGAUGAGACUAAUGAUGUUAUCUCCGGCAUUAACAAGAAGAAGAAAUCGGAGGACGAGAAGGACGACAACGACGCUGGGAAGUUGACUCGGCAUCCUCAGGUGAUUGUUGCUCCGCCUGUUGUAAUCGUCGGUCGGAAUCGGUCCCAAGCUGGGAACAGAAGGGUUACUCCGACGACCAUUAUAACCACGCAAUCUACAGAGACGACAGCUAUCACUGACGCAGUUGGAGCUCCGGCGGCUGCUUCGACUACUGGGUCGGCGACCGCCGUGGAGAAGCAUCUACCCAACGGAGAUCUUUACACGGGGAGUUUCUCUGGGGGAGUACCUCACGGAUUGGGGAAGUAUUUGUGGACCGACGGGUGUAUGUACGAGGGUGAGUGGAGGAGAGGAAAAGCCUCGGGGAAAGGGAAAUUCUCUUGGCCUUCUGGAGCUACCUACGAAGGCGAAUUCAAAUCGGGUCGGAUGGAGGGAGUGGGUACUUUUAUUGGAUCUGACGGAGAUUCGUAUCGUGGAUCGUGGAGUUCAGAUCGGAAACAUGGACUCGGGCAGAAACGGUAUGCGAACGGCGAUUUCUACGAAGGGACUUGGAAGAGGAAUCUCCAGGACGGGCAUGGUCGGUACGUUUGGAAGAACGGGAACGAGUACGUCGGCGAGUGGAAGAACGGUGUGAUUUCUGGUCGGGGUGUCUUAAUUUGGGCCAAUGGGAACCGCUACGAUGGGCAAUGGGAAAACGGGGUUUCUAAAGGGAACGGGACUUUCACUUGUGCCGACAGUAGCUGGAAUAAGAACAUGAAAAUCCAUCAUCUGAAUGGGACUUUCUAUACGAGAAACGGAAGUGAUCAUAGCUUUAAAAGUAAUGGGCUACUCGAGAAUGAGAACUUAACCAUCACAUUACGGAAGAGAUCAUCGGUGGAUAUUGCAAGAGGGAGCGUAACAGAGAGGAACUUCCCGAGGAUAUGCAUUUGGGAAUCCGAUGGUGAAGCUGGAGAUAUCACCUGUGAUAUAAUCGAUAAUGUAGAGGCUUCGAUGUUGUAUAAAGAUGGGUUAGGCUUAGAUCGAGACCUUUUUAGGCAGUUUAGGAAGAACCCGUGCUGCUUCACCGGCGAGGCGAAGAAACCGGGCCAGACAAUUUCUAAAGGGCACAAGAAUUACGAAUUGAUGCUCAAUCUCCAGUUGGGUAUCAGACAUUCCGUUGGAAAGCAUUCAUCAGUGGUCCGGGGGCUUAAGUCCAGUGAUUUUGAUCCAAGGGAGAAAUUCUGGACAAGGUUCCCAACUGAAGGGUCGAAGACUACGCCGCCUCACACAUCCGUUGAAUUUCGUUGGAAGGAUUAUUGUCCUGUGGUGUUCAGAUGCUUGCGGGAGCUGUUCCAAGUUGAUCCUGCUGACUAUAUGCUAGCAAUUUGUGGGAAUGAUGCCCUUAGGGAGUUUUCUUCGCCAGGCAAGAGUGGCAGCUUCUUUUACCUCACCCAGGACGAUAGAUUCAUGAUAAAAACAGUGAAGAAGUCUGAAGCAAAGGUGCUUAUCAGGAUGCUUGCAAGCUAUUAUCAGCAUGUUUCCCGCUAUGAAGAUUCACUAGUGACGAAAUUUUUUGGUGUGCAUUGUAUCAAGCCAAUUGGUGGGCAAAAGACUCGGUUCAUUGUGAUGGGCAACUUAUUCUGCUCUGAAUACCGAAUCCAUAGGCGAUUUGACUUGAAAGGAUCCUCCCAUGGCCGGACAACGGAUACUCCUGAGGGGGAGAUUGAUGAAACCACAACUUUGAAGGAUCUAGAUCUCAAUUAUGUGUUUCGCCUUCAACGCAACUGGUUUAGUGACUUCAUGAAACAAAUAGAUCGAGACUGCAAAUUCUUGGAAUCUGAAGGAAUCAUGGAUUACAGUCUUUUGGUUGGUCUUCAUUUCCGCGACGACAACACAUAUAAUAAAAUGGGUUUAUCUCCAUUUCUAUUGCGAACUGGUAAUAAAGAUUCAUACCGGAAUGAGAAGUUUAUGCGUGGCCGUCGUUUCCUUGAAGCAGAGUUACAAGACAUGGAUCGAGUGUUAUCUGGCCGAAAGUCGUUGAUCAGAUUAGGAGCUAAUAUGCCUGCAAGAGCAGAGCGAUUAACUAGGCGAAGCGACUUUGAUCAGUACACCCCAGGUGGAAUGAAUCAUUUAACCCCUUCUCGCAGUGGUGAGAUCUAUGAAGUAGUCCUCUACUUUGGGAUAAUUGACAUCCUACAAGAUUAUGACAUAAGCAAGAAAUUGGAACACGCAUACAAGUCCUUACAAGUUGACCCCAGUUCAAUCUCAGCUGUUGAUCCUAAACUCUACUCCAAGCGAUUCAGAGAUUUUAUUGGGAGAAUAUUUAUUGAAGACAGGUAGUGCAUUGAAAGAGGGUUAGUUCAAUAUGAAGAUUAAUGCUUGUCUGGUUGGAUUGAGAUGUGAAAUAUCAAUGAACUUAGGACCAGACCCCUUCAAGCAACAGCUCAGAUAAUACUAGGAAGGAGGCUGCUGCACGGAUGGGUGUAGCAAAUGCUUUGAUGUGGUCCAAAACAUCCAUAUCAUCGUCGAAGGGUGGUUCGGGGCAGUUGUGUGGCCUCUUGAAGAUGUGUUGAAUUUGGUGGAGGGAGAAGAGGGGAAUGGUUGGGAGAUAUUUGUUUGUACAUUGUUGCAUUGCUGCUGCAGGGUGGAGAAUUUGGUUUCUAGUUUUCUUGUUUAGAUUUUGAAGAUGCUCUUUAGAAUAUUUAAAGAUUUUUGGGUGUGAGAGACUUUUGUGAGAGUAGUAGUAGUAGUAGUAUAGUUAUAGUAUAGGGAAGAGGGGAAUGGAAAUGGAGGAGGAAGAGGAAGGAAGAAAAGGUGGAAAGAUUGUUAAGGAAUAAAAGAAAGUGUACAGAGAGUUGUUAUAUUAUAGUGGGAAAGAAAUGGAUAAGAGUUUGAAUGGGAUUCUUUUGUUGUUGAGAUUGAGAAAUGAUAUGAUGAUAUUUGAAACCAUAAAAUUUGUGUGAGAAUUGAGAGAACACAAAGGAAGGGGAGGACCCAUAUCACAUAUAAGAAUUGGGAUGGAUGUAUUCUCUCUUUUUCUUUCAAUCUUUUGUCUCAUCUCUACACUUUUAUGUGUUGAAACAGAAUACUCUUGAGAGAUAGCCCUCCUCUUUCAAACACAAACAGAGUCAAUGGACUGAAAAAUCCCUUCCCCUUCUCUUUCAAAACGCUCUUUUUCCAUGUGGCAAUUGCUUUUUUCAGGUUUAGUGUGGCCACCCCCAAUAAAAACACCAUAGAAAGCAGAGAAAGCCACAGAGAAAAAGAUGUGCUGGCUACCCAUUUGCCAUUUUCUUCUUCUUCCCCCACUUGAGUUUUCUUCUUUCUUUCUCACUCUUCUUGUACUACUGUAUGACUGUAAAUUUUUAAUCAAAUUCUUUAUUUUUAUUUAUU